Molecule: messenger RNA, 1776 nt
Organism: Anopheles maculipalpis
Lineage: Eukaryota; Metazoa; Arthropoda; Insecta; Diptera; Culicidae
Exons: 6
Coding region: 1-1776 (591 amino acids)
Biological process (GO): sensory perception of taste
Cellular component (GO): axon; dendrite; membrane
Source: RefSeq, a predicted model, not a curated record
AUGAACUCGAACGAUUCUAUUGACAUCAAGCGAAACACCUCGGACGCACCAAAUCCGCACUUUUCCCGACACCAGUUUCUACGUUGCUUUCGACCACUUCAUAUCCUUUCGAGCGCAUUUGCCCUGUGGCCCUCCGCUCUACCGUUGGACGGAUGGACGAAACCAAACGCUAACGGUGCGAGUGGUUCACUGCACACCCGAUGGAGCAUACUGUAUGUGGUCGUAAUCGUGACGGCGUACAGUGCCUUUCAUCUGUACAUUAACUAUACGGAUGCUUACGGCAUUACACCGAACGAAGCGAUACCCGUCAACGUGCAACAGGUCGAGUUCAACUUCGUCUCGAUAGUGAUCGACGUUUACAAUCGGUAUUCGGGAUUGAUUCUGUUCUGGUUGCUGCAUACCGUUGCACUGGCCAACCAGCGCUCAAUAGUGGCGAUCGUUGGUGGUGUGCUAACGAUUGACGAACAAAUUGCCCAACGGUUGUCAUUGGUACCCAACCACAUGCAAUGGUGCAGAUUUAUCUGCCUUCACGGUGCGUUCAUUUUUCUCGCGAUCGGCUUUUCCGAGUGGCGUAACUGCAUCAUGUACAUGAGCGAUUUCAUCCCGGCAUCCGAGUACUGUGCCUUCGAAUGCCUCAUCACGAUGCUGACCAGUUCGACGGUGGAAAUACAGUACGUGGCCUUUGUGCGGUUGAUUAAAAACCGUCUCCAGCUGAUCAACGAGCUGCUUGUCGAGCUGACCGCGUACAGCAGCACCAGCAGCAACAUCACCACCUCCAACGAACAGCAAACCCAUGACGAACGUUUUCGACUUGAGAAGCUCCCGAAAGGUGAACAAACCGUACCGUCCGUCGGCCACUGUUCGACGGAAUUUUUGGCCGAAAUCACUUCAUCGUACCCGCGGGCCCAUCCAUCGCAAUCCCUGUCCAGUUGGCAGGCCGGAAUCAACCGACCGUCCGCUAGGGCAAACGCUUCGAACGAACCAUCAAUCCCCCGGGGCGAUCGGCGAUGGCAUAAAAUCAAGCAGAAGCAUAAAAUAAUUACGGUCGACCAGGCGCCUCCAUCGCGUACGGGCAAGGUGAUGCACGCGACGCACGGUGACGGUACACUGCUGCCGGGCCAAUUUCCGCUGCUCGUGGCCAGCCUGCUGAAUGCACAAUCGAAAGCGUGCGAACACAUCGGAAUGAAAAUAAUUAAUGACGUAAAAAAUUUAUACACACAUUUGCAUUUAUUAUCGCUGAAUAUUAAUAAAGCGUACGGGGCGCAGUUGAUUUUCAUCCUGCUGACGCUGUUCGUAACGCUCACGACACUGCUCUACUACUGCACGAUGAAACUUUUUCGAAUGCUCUGGAUGGGUCAGUGGGCAGCAUCGAGCGAGCUGAUGGCAAACUUCUGGCCGGUCUUGAGCACGCUCUCGUGGGCCUGCAUAUCCACAUUUCGCAUCCUGCGCAUCUGCAACGUGUGUAAUUCGGCAAAAAACGAGGCACAAAAAAUCGGCAGCCUCAUACACGGACUCAGCUGGAAAACAAAUUGUCCCGACACGCAAUCGAUGGUGCGUAUACUUUCUCUGCAGUUGCAGCAGCAGCGAUUAGAGUUUACUGCCGGCGGCCUAUUCACCAUCGAUCAUGGGCUAAUGUUUAAUAUCGUCGGUUCGCUCGCUACGUACCUACUGAUAUUGAUACAAUUCGAUAUCGCCCAGAACGGGGCCAAGUGGAAGGCGGUGGCUGACCAACAGCCGACCGCUAACGGUACCACCGGGCUGAGAGAGCUAGAGUAG